Molecule: messenger RNA, 3167 nt
Organism: Manduca sexta (tobacco hornworm)
Lineage: Eukaryota; Metazoa; Arthropoda; Insecta; Lepidoptera; Sphingidae
Molecular function (GO): monooxygenase activity; iron ion binding; oxidoreductase activity, acting on paired donors, with incorporation or reduction of molecular oxygen
Source: RefSeq, a predicted model, not a curated record
AUAGUUCGUUAGGACGUGUAAAGCGCUGCGGAACAGACAGUGUUCAGACAGUAGUGCGUACACAAUGUAUUUAAUGAUAAUAUUGUCCUUUACGAUAUUUUUGUGUGUAAUACAUUUGAUAUUUAAUUAUAAUGGAAAAGCCAGAGAACUAAAAAAAAUUCCAGGACCACCAGACCGAUUCAUAAUAGGAAAUUUACCUGAAGUUUUAGUUUCUGCAGUUGAUUUAAUGAAAUUGGCAAGAAAAUAUGCAGAAACAUUUAACGGUAUAUACAGGUUCUGGGUUUUUCCUUUUUCAUUUGUCAAUAUAUAUAACCCUCAGGAUAUAGAGAUAUUACUGUCAGGUAUGAAGUAUCAUGGAAAGAGUGAGGUUUACAAAUUUUUGAAACCGUGGCUUGGCGAAGGAUUAUUAAUAAGUCGAGGUGACAAAUGGAUGAAACGUCGAAAGAUUCUAACACCUGCAUUUCACUUCAACGUUUUGCGAAAGUUUUGUGGUACUAUACAAGAGAACAGUCAGCGAUUGGUGGAAACACUGGAAAAAGCCGCAGGAGAAACUAUUAACGUGGUGCAUGUCAUCUCCGAAUUUACACUCAACUCUAUUUGUGAAACGGCUAUGGGCACCCAAUUAAACGCAGAAACGACAGACGCUGGAAAAGCUUAUAAAGACGCCAUAUACGAACUUGGACAUUCACUAUACAAAAGAUUUAUAACAAUAUAUAUGUAUUAUGAUUUUAUAUUUGCUAAAACGAUUGAGGGACGAUCAUUUUAUAAGCAUUUAAAAGCGCUACACAGUUUCACACAACGUGUUAUUGUUGAUAGAAAAAAGUAUGUAGAACAGCAUGGAAAUACAUUUAAUGAAAAUCAAGUUGAUAACGUUAAGAAAACAACCAUGUUAGACAUGCUUAUAGCAGCAGAAAAAGAUGGCCGUAUUGACAGCAAAGGUAUUCAAGAAGAAGUUGACACGUUCAUGUUUGAGGGUCAUGACACUACUGCCGCAGGAUUAUCGUUUUGUUUAAUGUUGCUGGCGAACCACAGUGACAUACAGGAUAAAAUAGUAGCAGAAUUAAAAGAAAUAUUUGGCGAUUCAACUCGUCCUGCUAACAUGGAAGAUUUUUCCAAGAUGCGAUAUUUAGAAUGCUGUAUCAAAGAAUCUCUACGACUCUAUCCACCGGUACAUUUCAUCAGUCGCGAUAUUCACGAAUCCGUUAAAUUGAGUAACUACACAGUUCCAGCGGGAACGAUAUGUCAUAUUUUUAUUUAUGACUUGCACCGCCGCAGUGAUUUGUAUGAGAAUCCCUCGGUUUUCAAUCCCGAUCGCUUUUUGCCCGAGAAUAGUGCCGGUCGUCAUCCUUACGCUUAUAUACCUUUCAGUGCGGGACCUAGGAACUGUAUAGGUCAAAAAUUUGCAAUGAUGGAAAUGAAAUCAUCAAUUUCAGAGAUACUACGAAAGUUCGAAUUACAGCCAGUAACUACACCAUCAGAUAUAGAGAUUACAGCUGAUUUAAUAUUGAGAAACGCGAAACCUAUUGAAGUUAGGUUUGUGAAGAGGCUAAAUUAUAGAGUUGAUAUCAUGUUUGUGAUAAUAGCAAUAUUUGCUCUGUUCUUGUGUUUAAUUCAUAUUUUAUUUAAUAACAAUAAAAAAGCACGUCUUUUAAAACAAAUACCCGGCUCCAAAUAUAAUUUUAUAAUUGGAAAUGCAUUGGAUUUCUUAAAAUCUCCAGAACAAUUAUUUUAUUUUAUGAGAGAAUAUUAUGAGACGUGGAAACCGUUGAAUAGGUUUUGGGCGUUUCAAAUUGCAUUUGUUAAUGUUUACGAGCCGCAUGAUAUAGAGGUCGUAAUUUCAAGUACAAAGCACAAUGCAAAGAGUCCACCGUACUAUUUCUUGAAAAACUGGUUACGUGAUGGGUUACUGUUGAGUAAAGGUCCCAAAUGGCAAUCCCGUAGAAAAAUACUCACACCCACGUUCCACUUCAACAUUUUACGUCAGUUUUGUGGGAUUCUGGAAGACAACAGCGAGCGCUUGGUGCAGAAUGUCGGCAAAUCAUUAGGAAAACCUGUCAAUAUUAUACCUACUAUUUCAGAGUAUACUCUGUAUUCCAUUUGUGAAACCGCAAUGGGUUCUCGCCUGGGUGAAGAAAGUAAAGAAUCGCAGAAGUCAUACAAACAAUCUAUCUGCGCACUCGGAAGACAAUUUGUAUACAGAAUUACUCGAAUUUAUUUGCAUUCAGAUUUCAUUUAUAAUUUAAUUACGUUCGGAAAAGUAAAAAAAGAUUUGGACGUUGUUCACAAUUUUACUACAAAAGUCAUCAAAGACAGAAAAGAAUAUGUUGAAAAAUACGGUAUUAAUAUGUUUGGGGUUAGUGAUAUUGACGAUAAUAAUGUUUACAAGAAAAACAAAAAGAUUGCAAUGUUAGAUCUUCUUAUAACAGCACAAAAAGGAUUUAUUGACGACAUCGGAAUCCAAGAGGAAGUGGACACGUUUAUGUUUGAGGGACAUGAUACUAUUGCACUUGCCUUGACUUACACUUUGAUGCUACUUGCAAAUCAUAGAUCUAUCCAGCACACAGUAAUCGCUGAAAUUGAUGAAAUAUUCGGCGAUUCUGAACGUCAAGCAGAUUUAGAUGAUUUGUCUAAGAUGCGGUAUUUGGAGAGAUGCAUCAAAGAGUCGCUGCGGUUGUAUCCGCCUGUUCCAGCCAUUGGUCGUUUAUUAAGCGAAGACGUCACAUUAAGUGGAUACGGGGUACCUGAGGGAACAUAUUGUCACAUUCAAUGUUUCGACUUACACCGUCGAGGUGACCUAUAUAAGGAUCCUUUGGUGUUUGAUCCUGACCGAUUCUUACCUGAAAACUGUUCAGACCGACAUCCUUACGCUUACAUACCUUUUAGUGCUGGACCAAGGAACUGCAUAGGACAAAAAUUCGCCAUUUUGGAGAUGAAGUCUGCGAUCUCAUCAUUACUGCGCCAUUAUGAGUUGCUUCCCGUAACAAAACCAGAAGAUUUAAAAUUCACAGCAGAUUUAGUAUUAAGAACAACAAACCCUGUUUAUGUUAAGUUUGUUAAGAAAGAAAAAAUAAAUAACAUAAGUACUAUAAAGAUUAUAUAAUGUUACUAAUUCCUACUUAAAUCCUCAUAAUGCCUGAUGAUAAAAUAUUAAACAGUAUAAAGUUGAA